Molecule: messenger RNA, 639 nt
Organism: Zingiber officinale
Lineage: Eukaryota; Viridiplantae; Streptophyta; Magnoliopsida; Zingiberales; Zingiberaceae
Product: probable serine/threonine-protein kinase clkA
Exons: 1
Coding region: 1-639 (212 amino acids)
Source: RefSeq, a predicted model, not a curated record
AUGGCUUCUUCCUCUGCUAACCAAAUUCUACUCUUCUUCUUCUUCUGCUUCUUCUUCCUCUUUUUCCUCCAAAUCCAUGCAAGAGACAGCCGCCAGUUCUUCAGCAAAACCACCAGAGAACCAGCGACCGAAGCCUUUGCCCCCUCAGAAACAACCACCAAAGCCCACCAAGAUACCCCCACACUAACACCUCAAAACCACAACAAUAACAACAACAACGGAUAUGGCCUCUACGGAACCAGAACCACCGUCGGCACCUACAACUACAAUGGAGGCCGCAGUCGUCCUGCCGACGUUGACUCCCAGGAGUCCAGCGAAGUGUACAGCAACCGGCCGAGCGAGUUCGAGAACCAGUUUGAUCGUGACGCGCAAAGCUUGUACAAUGCUCACGACGAUGAAAGAAAUUACAAGUAUCCUGAUAGUCGUCGUUCGAACAGUAGAUGGAAGGGAAAUGCUCAAGGGUACGGGGUGUAUAAUUAUAAUGGCGGAACAAGUGGCGGCUACUACGAGAGUAGUGGGAGGAGAUCAUACAGUUAUGGGAAUGGCUACGGUAGUCAUAACAAUGCCGCGGAAGAAGAAGAGUACCAGAACAAGAACCAAGAGAUGGAUCAGGAGAACCAAGAGGAGUUCGCUCCUUGA